UGUCCGCAGCUCACUGUAGUUCAGACUGACAGUAUAUCCGGGGAGUAAACCUACGAUAUUCCCCCCGGCAUAUCCUCAAAACAACAACAAAUGUAAUUUCCAACUGGCUUCCAGUCCUGUGUGGAGUUGCUGCAACUGUUGGGGAAGAGAGUGAAGACAACCGAAUGGUUUACUCCCAGUUUUGUUUUUGUUUUGUUUCCUUUUUUUGCGUUAUGAACCGAGGCAAAAUGUUUGUGCUGAAAAAAUCAAGAUGUCCUUUUGCAUGGAUGUAAAGCCGUUACGCCACACUCCUCUCCACUGAGCAUCUCUACAGCCACAAGGCAGCCAUGAAGUUGGCUUUGCAAAGGAUUGCAGGCAGCACAAUGAGUACACUAACGACAGGUGUCCAGUAUCUCGGCUCCAACGACGCCAGCUACGACGACACCUCCAUUGACUCGACUUUAGUCAAGAACCGUUUCCAUUUUGAGAAGCCUCACGCCGCCUCGAUAAGUAACGCCUUCCCUGGAAAUAAGGAAGUAAUUAUCAGCGGCCUCGCUCCCAUUUUCCCCACAAAUGUAUCAGACUUUCUGCUGAGUAAUGGCACGUCUGUGGAGAGUGGAGGGGCGGCACAGUGUGGGGAGGACUUUGUGGACAACAUGGAGUGUUUUAUGAUUCUGACUCCCGAACAGCAGCUCGCAGUCGCCAUCCUGGCUCUCACGCUGGGUACAUUUACAGUGCUGGAGAACCUCAUGGUGCUGGUUGUGAUCCUACACUCCCAGACACUUCGGUCUCGGCCUUCCUACCACUUCAUAGGCAGUCUUGCUGUGGCUGAUCUGAUCGGCAGUAUCAUAUUUGUCUACAGUUUCCUGGAUUUCCACGUCCUCCACAGGAAGGACAGCCCCAAUAUGUUCCUCUUUAAGCUGGCGGGGGUCAUCGCCUCCUUCACCGCCUCUGUGGGCAGUCUGUUUCUCACUGCGAUCGACCGCUACAUCUCCAUCCACAGGCCCAUGGCGUACAAACGCAUCGUCACAAAGAAUAAAGCAGUCAUUGCCUUCAGUGUGAUGUGGACCAUCUCCAUCGUCUUCUCACUGCUGCCUCUGCUGGGGUGGAACUGCAAGCGUCUCAACUCUGUCUGCUCAGACAUUUUCCCUCUAAUCGACCAGAAGUACCUGAUGUUCUGGAUCGGGAUGACAAUGAUCUUGGUCCUGUUCAUCAUCUACGCCUACAUUUACAUCCUCUGGAAGUCCCACAACCAUGCUGUCCGGAUGCUGAGUCGCAGCUCCCAGAGGAGUGUGAUUAUCUACACUGCAGAAGGGACUAAAGUACAGACGGUGAGGCCAGAGCAGGCCCGGAUGGACCUCCGCCUGGCUAAAACCCUGGUUCUAAUCCUAGUGGCCCUCAUCAUCUGCUGGGGCCCACUUCUAGCCAUCAUGGUGUACGACCUCUGCGGGAAGGUGAACGACUCCAUCAAGACUGUGUUUGCCUUUUGCAGCAUGCUCACCCUGCUCAACUCCACCGUGAACCCUGUUAUCUAUGCCAUGAGGAGCAAGGACCUGCGCAGGGCCUUCGUCAACAUCUGCCAUAUGUGCCGGAGAGCAACGCAGACUCUGGACAACAGCGCUGAGAGUGACUGGAACAGCAGGAGUGUGAGAAGCACGGCAGCAGGUGGGGCGGGGAAAGAUGGAGCCCGCUGUGGAAAAACUCGAAAAAAAGUAGCCCAGGUUUCUGUUUCUGGAGGGACUGAGACUUCUUCAGCAGAGCCGGUCUAAAAGACAAGCUGCACUACUCUGGUACAACUGUGAAGUUAUUGUAGAAUAUAGGAGGCGUGUGGUGCAGUGGGUUGUCCUUUGGUGUUUGGAUCAGGGGGUCACAGAUUCAAACCCCACUGCAGUCAGUAUGUAGUUGUGUCCCUGGGCAAGAAACUUCACCCCAAAUUGCUCCAGUGGGGAUUGCCCACAGUAUUGAGUAUGUAAGUCGCUUUGGAUAAAAUACAUGUAAGUGACAUGUAAUGUAAUGUAAUAUAGUCCUGACACUACUACUGUUCUGUUACUGUGAAAUGUGCCAAAAAAAGACUUAAGGUACAGAACUGAAGAUCAAGUUUCUGAUGACACUAAAAAUCUGUAAUAUUUCAUCCAACUGUAUGGUGGAGUGUGAUGAUGAUCUGUUAUUGAGAAGUUGUUUGUUAAGUUGCACUAUUCUGAUUGACAAUACCAAUUGUAUCUCAUUAUAUUCAGUAAACCCUAUAGUUAUAUCUACCAGAAACAUGUUUUCUGCAACAACGGUUACAAGCUAAACACUCCGCUCUGUUUCUGCGGUUUGGUUGUGCAUUAAGUUACAGAUUUAUGCUUAAAGGUAGACAAAUAUGUUGUUCCUUUUGGUCCUUUCUUUUUUUUUACACUACAUCAUAGCAAUAUUGUGACAGUAAUGCAAGGUGAAACUGUGUAUACCUUCAUGCUACAUGAACGUUUUAAAUGAGAGCACACUGCUUGUAAAUAGAAUUAGCAUCCCAUUAGUGAUUUGAAAUCAGCUUUUGAUGAUUCUGUAAGACCAUGAUAUUGUGAAAUUUAGCUUUUGAAUGUUAUUUUAAUGUAUUUAUCGUUUAUUUUUUGUAUUUAUAUUUUGCAAAGUAAAAUGGUGAGUAUUACCUGGAAAUACAAACAGGUUUUUGAUCAAAUCAAAACUUAAGUCUGUAGCGAUUUGGGAAUGUUAGUUGCUUAACACGUGUGUUUAUGAAACAGUGAAAUCGUUUAGUGAGAAGCUACAUUUUUGUGAAGCAUUCAUUGUGCAAUUUCUCUGUGCAAUUGUGUCUUAUAACUGUGUUCAAUAAAUAUAUGACAGUUGACUAUUUUUA
Molecule: messenger RNA, 2830 nt
Organism: Notothenia coriiceps (black rockcod)
Lineage: Eukaryota; Metazoa; Chordata; Actinopteri; Perciformes; Nototheniidae
Product: cannabinoid receptor type 1B-like
Exons: 2
Coding region: 327-1748 (473 amino acids)
Biological process (GO): G protein-coupled receptor signaling pathway
Cellular component (GO): membrane
Molecular function (GO): cannabinoid receptor activity
Source: RefSeq, a predicted model, not a curated record